AAACCUUGGCUUCGCCGCAAGCCUUUAUCGCCUCUUAUCCGUUCUUGGCUGCUCGCUAACUACACCCUUUCUCGGUAAGCCCAUCGAGAGCAAGGCUGGUCGGAGUAGGAAUAGAUCGUCGAUGGCGCUUCCGCUCCCGCUUCCCUCUACUCUCUCAUUUCCUUGCCUACCGGCCUUUUCCGCUCCAGGCAAUGCGCGGGCCAUCCGCCUCCACGCCCUCCGGACAACCGAAAGGAAAUACCGAAAGAAGAAGAAACAACCGAGGGACGACGACCCCAAUUCGCCUUCCUAUUCCUCUGGUCUGUCCGCGUCGACCGCGGAGAAGGGCCUGAGAUUCGCCUUCAUGGAGGAGCUCAUGGAGCGCGCCAGGAACCGCGACUCCUCUGGCGUGGCGGAUGUCAUCUACGAUAUGGUCGCUGCUGGACUCAGCCCCGGCCCGCGUUCUUUCCAUGGGCUCGUUGUCUCGCACUCCCUUUCCGGGGACGAGGAGGGCGCGAUGCAGUCAUUUAGAAGAGAGCUAAGUGCAGGCUUACGCCCUUUGCCUGAAACUUUUAUUGCUUUAAUUCGUUUGUUUGGAUCCAAAGGUCAGGCAACCAGGGGCUUAGAAAUUCUGGCUGCAAUGGAGAAGUUUAAGUAUGAUAUCCGGAAAGCUUGGCUUGUUAUUGUUGAGGAGCUCAUUCAUAACCACCAUCUAGAAGAUGCCAAUAAGGUAUUUCUUAAAGGUGCACAAGCCGGGUUGCGUGCCACUGAUGAAAUUUAUGAUCUUUUAAUUGAAGAAGACUGCAAAGCUGGGGACCAUUCAAAUGCUUUAACUAUUGCAUAUGAGAUGGAGGCUGCAGGAAGAAUGGCAACAACUUUUCAUUUCAACUGUCUUCUUAGUGUGCAGGCAAAUUGUGGAAUUCCAGAAAUAGCUUUUUCAACAUUUGAAAAUAUGGAAUAUGGGGGUGAAGAUUACAUGAAGCCCAAUACUGAGACUUAUAACUGGGUGAUCCAGGCAUAUACUAGGGCUGAGUCCUAUGAUAGGGUGCAGGAUGUUGCUGAGUUACUUGGGAUGAUGGUUGAAGAUCACAAGCGUUUGCAGCCAAAUGUUAAAACUUAUGCGUUAAUGGUGGAGUGUUUUACAAAAUAUUGUGUUGUAAAGGAAGCAAUUCGACAUUUUCGAGCCCUUAAGAAUAUUCCUGGGGGCACAAGGGUUUUGUAUAAUGAAGGGAAUUUUGGUGAUCCAUUGUCACUCUAUUUGCGAGCUUUAUGCUGUGAAGGACGAGCUGUUGAGCUGCUGGAGGCUUUAGAAGCAAUGGCUAAAGAUAAUCAACCUAUUGCACCACGGGCUAUGAUUGUGAGCAGAAAAUAUCGUACACUUGUGAGCUCCUGGAUAGAACCAUUGCAAGAAGAAGCAGAUGUGGGUUUUGAAAUUGAUUAUAUAGCCCGAUAUGUUGCAGAAGGUGGGCUUACAGGAGAACGCAAGCGGUGGGUGCCACGAAGGGGAAAAGCACCCUUAGAUCCAGAUGCCCUUGGUUUUGCCUAUUCAAACCCGAAAGAAACAUCUUUCAAACAGUGUUGUCUUGAGGAGUGGAAGAUCUACCAUCGCAAGCUCCUGAAAACCUUAAAAAAUGAAGGACUUUCCAUUUUAGGUGAUGCUUCAGAAGCUGAUUAUAUAAGAGUGGAGGAGAGAUUAAGGAAAAUAAUAAAAGGGCCUAACCAAAAUGCUUUGAAACCAAAGGCUGCAAGUAAAAUGAUAGUCUCAGAACUAAAGGAAGAGCUAGAUGCACAAGGUUUGCCUAUAGAUGGAACUAGACAGGUACUCUACCAGAGAGUGCAGAAGGCAAGAAGAAUAAACCGUUCACGCGGCCGUCCACUUUGGGUACCACCUGUGGAGGAGGAAGAAGAAGAGGUUGAUGAGGAAGUGGAUGAACUGAUAGCGCGUAUUAAACUUCAAGAUGGAAACACAGAAUACUGGAAGCGUCGUUUUCUUGGUGAAAGUUUGACCAAUGUGCACGAGAAGGAUAAUUUAUCAGAUUCUGAAAUUCUUGAUGUAGUAGAUGAUAUAGAUCCUCUGGAGGAUGGGACAAAAGAAGCAGAAGAAGAUGAGGUAGAUGAAGAGGAAGUUGUUGAACAAACAGAAAAUCAAGAAGGUGAUAUAACUAAAGAAAAAGAAGUUGAGAGAGCCAAACCUCCUCAAAUGAUUGGUGUUCAAUUGUUAAAGGAUUCAGGAGAAACUUCUUCAGCAAAAAAAUCAAGAAGGAGAGUUGCUCGAGCAUCUAUACAGGAUGAUGAUGAUGAAGACUGGUUUCCAGAGGAUGUAACUGAAGCAUUAAAGGUCAUGAGAGAGAGAAGAAUUUUUGAUGUGUCAGAUAUGUUCACAAUUGCAGAUGCUUGGGGUUGGUCUUGGGAGAGAGAGUUGAAAAAUAAAAAGCCUCACAAAUGGUCCCAAGAAUGGGAAGUAGGGUUAGCAAUUAAAAUCAUGCAAAAGGUUAUUCAGUUAGGCGGGACACCAUCCAUUGGCGAUUGUGCCAUGAUUCUUCGUGCUGCUAUAAAAGCUCCUCUGCCAUCAGCCUUUUUAACAAUCUUACAGACAACGCAUAGCCUUGGCUAUGCGUUCGGAAGCCCAAUAUACGAUGAAGUUAUUUUGUUGUGUCUUGAUCUUGGAGAAGUGGAUGCCGCCAUUGCAAUUGUCACAGAUAUGGAGACUACUGGAAUCAAGGUUCCUGACCAAACCCUCGAUAAAGUGCUCUCUGCUCGUCAGGGCAUUGCCGAACCUACAUCAGAGGAAUCAGUAGAUAGUAAUAGCUAGUGAGAUUAUUGCAAGGUGGUGGAUCCAACAAAAACAUUUCUUCUGGAGAUUUGUCAAACACCUCAAAUAUAGACGAGUAGCAUCAGGACAUGAAUAUUUCAGAAAAAGUUCCCAUUCUUAAACAAUAUACUCAGAAGAAUCAUCUCUAGAGCAGAUUGAAGCAAAUCAAGGAAGUUCAUUCUUUACUGCUCUUCAAUUACUGCCCUUUAAGUUGCUUAUCGUCAGUCAUGUUCAAGCUCCUCUUAGAGUAAGACAGUAUUUUGUAUGCUUGUGAAUGAGUUGUCAAUUAGUAAGAUUUUGGUGUCUUGUAAUUUAAAUAGGUUUACCUUGUAGUGAAGUCCAAGCUCCUCUACCCUAGACCCUUAGCACUUAGUAUACAGCUUAGUUUACCGAAUGCUGUUUCUUUUUGUUUCAGAUUUUGAGGAUCCAGCAUUCAAUGGAAGAAUGAAGUGCCACUAGGAUUAUAUAUCA
This is a messenger RNA of Zingiber officinale, 3262 nucleotides long. RefSeq lists its product as uncharacterized. The coding region runs from base 122 to 2791 and encodes 889 amino acids. The record is from RefSeq and is a predicted model, not a curated record. The transcript is spliced from 13 exons. Gene Ontology annotation, molecular function: protein binding. NCBI's taxonomy places the organism in Eukaryota, Viridiplantae, Streptophyta, Magnoliopsida, Zingiberales, Zingiberaceae.